Molecule: messenger RNA, 1632 nt
Organism: Magnolia sinica
Lineage: Eukaryota; Viridiplantae; Streptophyta; Magnoliopsida; Magnoliales; Magnoliaceae
Product: chromophore lyase CRL, chloroplastic
Exons: 9
Coding region: 332-1123 (263 amino acids)
Biological process (GO): protein-phycocyanobilin linkage
Molecular function (GO): lyase activity
Source: RefSeq, a predicted model, not a curated record
CGCUCCGCUCUGCAACAGAUUCCGCUCCUCCGCAUCUCUCUCUCUCUCUCUCUCUCAGGGUUUUAGGAAGGGGAGUUGUAUCCAGCAAAAUCCCAUUCAAUUCCAUUCUAUAAGAAAAUCCAAGAAGAAGGAAAAAAGCAGACACGGACAGGAGAAAAGAAGAGUCACGUGUGGUGUGGGCCACUGCCAUCGCGCCUCUUGAUAUUAGCCGUACGCUCCCUCCCAAAAUAAAUCCUCUCCGAUCCGAUCCGAUAAGAGAGAGAAAGAGAGAUGCUUUCCACAUGGCUCUUUUCUUUUUCUCCUUCGUACUGCUUUUAGCGGGUUGGAUUCGAUGACGGGACCCGAUAAGAACGGGCCGACCCGAGUGAGGGGGCUGGUGCUGAAAGCUCUGGUUCUGAUCGGCGGGGCGCUUCUCAUCAAGAGAUUCUCCAAGUCCACCACUCGUUGGGAUCAUGCCCGCAUUGUCGCGGAAUCCCUAUGCGGUGAGAAGUUUUCACGGGAACAAGCUCGCAGGGAUCCCGUUAACUAUUUCAAUUUGAGAAUGCUUACAUGCCCAGCAACAGAGAUGGUCGAUGGUUCAAGGGUUUUAUAUUUUGAACAAGCAUUUUGGAGAACUCCUCAGAAGCCCUUUCGACAAAGAUUUUAUAUGGUGAAGCCCUGUCCAAAAGAGAUGAAAUGUGAUGUUGAGCUGAGUUCCUAUGCCAUUAGGGAUGCUGAGGAGUACAAAAACUUCUGUGAUCGGCCAAAGGAUCAGCGACCACAGCCUGAUGAAGUUAUCGGAGAUAUUGCCGAACAUCUGAUAACCAUUCAUCUCUCGCGCUGCGAACGUGGAAAGCGCUGCUUAUAUGAAGGUUCAACCCCUUCUGGCGGUUUCCCUAAUUCAUGGAGUGGUGCGGCAUACUGCACUUCAGAUCUUGCGCUCCUUAAACAUAACGAAAUACAUACAUGGGAUAGGGGUUAUGACGAUGAAGGAAAUCAAGUUUGGGGAGUGAAGGGAGGUCCGUAUGAGUUCAAGCCCGCUCCGACAUCAACUGCAUCGGGCUUUGAUGACAUGUUUUCCCCUCUAAAUUUCCUACCGCCUAUCUCAUUGGAGAAGAGGAUAGAAGAUUCGUUUGUCGUGUAGGAAUGAUCAGUCUUCAUUGUAUACAUCGCAAUCAAAUUUUCAGGUACCAUUAUCAAAGAUUUCCCGGCAGUGGGGAUUUACAGCUCCUCCUAUUGAUGCUACAGCACUCUCGAUAAUCUCUCGUGGCACCAUCCCAUCACAUAUGAAGAUGACUCAAUAGUGGAAAUUGCAAUUUCUUCUCAUGCUUGCAUUGGGUACUUGAAGGGGUAAGCAGACAAAUGGCAGGGCCCAUGUGAUCAAGUGUGACUGUUAGACUCUCAGGCAAGUGUUGGGGCCCAUCCAAUCCAUAUGAAUCGGUGUCAGUCCCAUUACGAUGAAAUCCCACUCAAGGAUCCCACUGGAGGGUAGUUGGAUCACAUCAUUAUAUCUAUUAUCUCUCUUUUUAAGGGAAUUUAAUCUUGAUUAGCUGACUAUUAUGGUUGGUUCAGGUGUACGAGAUAUCCCUACUCUUAAUGUUGGUAAAAGAAUAAACUGCUUUCAAGAUAUAUAAUGGAGAAAUGUUCAUACAA